Carya illinoinensis is the source of this 1757-nucleotide messenger RNA. Its product is annotated as beta-amyrin 28-monooxygenase-like. The record is from RefSeq and is a predicted model, not a curated record. NCBI's taxonomy places the organism in Eukaryota, Viridiplantae, Streptophyta, Magnoliopsida, Fagales, Juglandaceae. Gene Ontology annotation, biological process: sterol metabolic process. Gene Ontology annotation, molecular function: iron ion binding; heme binding; monooxygenase activity. The transcript has 3 exons. Bases 59 to 1477 code for a protein of 472 amino acids.
AUCCAGCUCAAUUCCAUUUCCAUCAACCCAAACUCAUUUCCAAAAAAAAAAAAAAACUAUGGCGGCCUUCUUCCUUUCGCUGUCUUUGGUCCCUAUGCUUCUUGCACUUAGCAUCUUCGUUUUCAGACGCAGGUCCCAUGGUCCCAAAAACCUGCCCCCAGGGAGCUUCGGAUGGCCUAUCAUGGGGGAAACUCUUGAGUUCCUGUUUGGGAAGCCAGAAAAGUUUGUCUUUGAUAGGAUGAAGAAGUAUUCCCCGGAUAUAUUCAAGACCAAGAUUCUUGGAGAGGAAACCGCAGUCAUCUGCGGUCCCAGUGGACACAAAUUCUUGUUUUCCAACGAGCAAAAGUACUUCACCGCAUUCCGUCCUCACUCGAUGCAGAAGAUGUUCCGGUCGUACCAGACGGCUGCUCCGGUCCAAAUUGCGCGCGAUGCCGAGGCACAAAUCAUAAGGUCACCUGGGUUUUUGAAGCCCGAGGCGUUGGUGCGGUACCUGGGAAAAAUGGACUCCAUCACUCAGGAGCAGAUGCAAAUUCACUGGGAGGGAAAAGACAUGGUCAAGGCCUAUCCUCUCGCCAAGACCCUCACUCUAAGUCUUGCCUGCAGAUUCUUCUUGGGUACCGAUGACCCCGGUCGUAUUGCUAGGCUUGUUAGCCACUUUGAUGACAUUACGCUCGGGAUGCAUUCAAUCACUCUGAAUAUCCCAGGAACUAUAUUUUACAGAGCAAACAAAGCAGCAGCUGCAAUCCGCAAGGAGCUGAGGACAAUAAUUCAGGAAAAGAAGGCUGCCAUGGCCACCGGAGCACCGAUGCAGGACAUACUUUCGCAUAUGAUUGUGGUUACCGACCCAUCGGGGAAGCACAUGCCGGAGGCCGAAAUUGCCGACAAGAUUAUGGGCUUGCUGGUUGCAGGGUAUAGCACAGUGGCUACUGCCAUGACUUUCUUCAUGAAAUACGUCGGAGAGAGACCCGACAUCUACGAGAAGAUCAGAGCUGAGCAAUCGGAGGUCUCCUCGUCGAAGAAAUCAGGAGAGCUAUUGGAGUGGGAUGACAUUCAGAAAAUGAAGUAUUCGUGGCACGUUUUGUAUGAAGUCAUGAGGCUCACCCCUCCACUUCAGGGAACUUUCCGAGUGGCCCUCGCUGAUUUUACCUACGCCGGUUACACCAUUCCAAAGGGAUGGAAGGUAUAUUGGACAGUGAGCACAACAAACAAGAACCCAGAAUUCUUCCCAGAGCCAGAGAAGUUUGACCCCUCAAGAUACGAUGAUGCAAAUGUCUUUCCUCCCUUUACAUUUGUUCCGUUUGGAGGAGGGCCUCGGAUGUGCCCUGGGAAAGAGUACGCACGCCUAGCAAUACUCACAUUUGUUCACAAUGUGGUCAAAAGGUUCAAAUGGGAAGUGGUGCUUCCCAAUGAAAAGAUUAUCGGUGACAUGAUGCCAAGUCCACAAAAGGGGCUUCCCAUUCGUCUCCAACCACACUAAGGAAAUCAUGUUCCUUUCAUCGGCCAGUUUUCCUAAUACCACAGUGAUGCUAUUGGAAUUUCUCCAAGAAGUCUACUUUAUUUCCAAUUUAAUUGUCUUGAUAAUUAGAAGAUCUCAUGUUCCCAAUAAAUUAUAUAGUGGCAUAUAUCCAUGUUAAUUACAAAGAGAAUUACUAGGUACGUAUGUUGUUAUAUGAAUGACGAGUCCUGUAUUAUACGCGUCAAAUUAAUAUACAAUAAAAAUUAUUUUAUAAUAUGAUAUACUAUAUGCAUAUUUAAAA